This is a messenger RNA of Physcomitrium patens, 2515 nucleotides long. Its product is annotated as calmodulin-binding protein 60 B. The record is from RefSeq and is a predicted model, not a curated record. Gene Ontology annotation, molecular function: calmodulin binding; DNA-binding transcription factor activity; sequence-specific DNA binding. NCBI's taxonomy places the organism in Eukaryota, Viridiplantae, Streptophyta, Bryopsida, Funariales, Funariaceae. Gene Ontology annotation, biological process: regulation of salicylic acid biosynthetic process. Gene Ontology annotation, cellular component: nucleus.
ACGUUCCAAGGUGUUGCCCUUAUUCGUUCCCACCAUCUUUUGCCGCUUGUUAGCAUUCCUUCGCUGCAUCGCCAGAGACACAUACGCUCACACUAGUGUCGACAGCCUGCUCUUAUUCCUUUACAUGAGAGGAGGAGAGGAAGAAGAAUCGAGAACCGAAGGUUGCGUGCGAUGUCCGUUUAGUCGUCCGCUACGUCGUUGCGAGAAUGAUGAAGCGCUAAGCGUACUCGAGCCCCCAUAAGUUUACUUGUCCUUGUAUUGACCUGUCUUGCCCAUACGGAUCUUACUCACAUCCCCUUGGGCACACUGACUGGGGUGUUUCCAGGAGGAACUUGGUGGCAGAGAAGCUGCCGUGGGGUUUCGUGGUCUGGCAUCUUUCCGGGCUUUGCUUUGGCUCUGUGGGUUCGUGCUAGUUUCGUACCAGGUAGUUUUAUGUGCGAGAGUGCAGGGAAAGGAAGGAGAGCGGGGGCUGCUGGGUUGGCGGUCGGAAAUUUCCGGCUGAUUUUGGUUUGGUCUUGGGGUUGAAGAUGUUAUUUCUGGACGGUCUUCUUACUUCUGAUAGUGGGCCGACUUCGUUGUCGUUAGAUUGUGGUACGGUAUAGAGCAGUAUAGAUUGUGCGGUAGUGUGGUGGCGAAGAGGGAACUAUUAUAGAAUUUUCUUGUUGGUUUUACCGGAAAAGGUUUCUUACGCACAAGCUGCCUUUUCGAGUGCUUUCCGUUUUAGUUGGAUGUGUGUCUGAAUGUGGUGUUAUAGAUUUGUGGAGGUUUCUUAGAAGAAAUCGGAUCCAAGAGGAAAGAGACGGAUUUGACUUAUUCCAGGUAUCGUCGGAAGAGAAGCGAGAAUUCAUAGUAUUUCUGUCGUCAAUCUGGCUUACUCGGCACACAGCUCAAGUAUUGGUGUCGGAAUGUCGAGAGAGAAGCGUGAAAGAGAUGGCUCCAAGGAUGGUAUGCCGGAAGAAAAGCGGCCGCGCCCACAGCUUGCCAGUGUCAUUGUUGAAGCUGUGAAAAUGGACUGUAUGCAGAAAUUGUGUUCAACUCUAGAGCCGCUUCUUCGGAAAAUGGUAGGAGAGGAGGUGGAGCGUGCGCUUACCAAAUUUGCUCCUCCGAAAGUUGGUGGAAUACGGUCUUCACCAAGAAAGAUUCAGGGCCCUGAUCAGCAGAAUCUACGUUUACAAUUCAGAAACAAAUUGGCUCUUCCCCUUUUCACUGGAAGUAAAGUGGAGGGAGAGCAAGGCUCUGCGAUCCAUGUGGUUUUACAGAAUACCAAUACCGGGCAUGUUGUUACAUCUGGUCCCGAAGCAUCAGCCAAGCUGGACAUAGUUGUGCUGGAAGGUGACUUCACUGCUGACGAUGAAGAGAAUUGGACUCAGGAAGAAUUUGAGAAUUAUAUGGUUAGGGAGCGAGAUGGGAAGAGACCCCUUCUUACAGGGGAGCUGAGUGUCACCCUGAAGGAUGGAGUCGGGACCCUAGGAGAAUUAACAUUUACCGAUAAUUCCAGUUGGAUUCGCAGUCGCAAGUUCCGGUUAGGUGUGAGACUUGCGUCUGGUCAAUGUGAAGGCAUGAGAAUUCGAGAAGCCAAGACUGAAGCCUUCACCGUCAAAGAUCAUCGUGGAGAACUGUACAAAAAGCACUACCCACCUGCCUUGAAUGACGAGGUGUGGCGCUUGGACAAGAUUGGGAAAGAUGGUGCUUUCCACAAGCGUCUUAAUCAAGCCAAUGUCGUGACAGUGGAGGAUUUUCUACGUCUAGUAGUCAUGGACCCUCAGAGGCUACGGAAUAUUUUAGGAAACGGAAUGUCAAAUAAAAUGUGGGAGGGCACCGUGGAGCAUGCCAAAACGUGUGUGUUGAGCGGAAAGUUGCAUGUGUAUUACGCUGAUGAGAAGCAGAAUAUCGGCGUCAUAUUCAACAACAUUUUUCAGCUAAUGGGGCUUAUUGCUGAUGGUUCUUACAUGUCCGUUGAUUCUCUUUCUGACAGUGAGAAGGUUUAUGUUGACAAAUUGGUAAAAGUAGCAUACGAAAACUGGGAGAAUGUGGUGGAGUAUGAUGGUGAAGCUUUAAUUGGUGUCAAAAACUAUCAAGCCAAGGGUUUUGAUAGCCAUACCUCAGAUCCUUUUGGGGGCCGGAAUUUCCACUCGCAAGGUCCGAGUCUGAACCAUCAGAAUGGAUACACACAUACAAAUUACCUAUAGAGGGUUUGAAUGCACGAGUCUACUUUUCUAGAAACUAAAUCUUAGUAAGUAGGUAGCAUCGCAGAGCCCAGUUCGCAACAGUCCAUGCGAGCUGCAAGUGGUGCAUGCGCAGCAAGUGUAUGUGCAGCCCACAAGACGUAUGUUGAAAGCUUUCAUAUUACACCCUGGCAGAUGUACAUUCAUUUAGCUGCCUGGGUGCUGCAGUCUUGAAAUCCUUACGACAUUGAGUGUAUCAUAGGUACCAUUUCGAUUUGCUGAUUCAAAACAUUUCGGCUCUCUUGUUCAUUCUGUUUUAUAAUCCAAGUGCCUGGCUUCCGUUCGCACGA